This is a messenger RNA of Gasterosteus aculeatus aculeatus (three-spined stickleback), 6170 nucleotides long. RefSeq names its product IQ motif containing GTPase activating protein 1 (gene iqgap1). Gene Ontology annotation, molecular function: actin filament binding; calmodulin binding; GTPase activator activity. The record is from RefSeq and is a predicted model, not a curated record. Lineage: Eukaryota; Metazoa; Chordata; Actinopteri; Perciformes; Gasterosteidae. Gene Ontology annotation, biological process: mitotic actomyosin contractile ring assembly actin filament organization; positive regulation of protein kinase activity; fibroblast migration. Gene Ontology annotation, cellular component: cell cortex; nucleus.
AGUGACAUCAGUGAGGUCUGAAGAAGAAGAAGAAGAAGAAGAAGAAGAAGAAAAAGUCUCCAGUCGCGCUGCGAGGGAAGGAACUGCGGCGCCGAAGGUUUCCGUCGCUGUUCGGGGACUUUUCUUUUCUUUUCUUUAUUUAAAGUGUGGGAGACAAACUGUCCGAAGCUGCGCGUGAAACUUUCUACUUUGUUCGCUGCAGCGCUGAAGAGGAUGUCAACUUCUGACGAGACGGACGGGCUGCGGCCGAGAUAUGGCUCCGUGCUGGAUGGCGUGGAGCGGCUCACGGCGGAGGAGAUGGACGAGCAGCGGCAGCAGAACAUGGCCUACGAGUACCUGUGUCACCUGGAGGAGGCCAAGAGAUGGAUGGAGGCCUGUCUGGACGAGGAGUUGCCCCCCACCACCGAGCUGGAGGAGGGGCUGCGGAACGGCGUCUAUCUGGCCAAACUGGGCAACUUCUUCGCCCCGAGAACCGUCUCGCUGAAGAAGAUCUACGACCGCGAGCAGACGCGCUACAAGGCCACCGGUCUCCAUUUCAGACACACGGACAACGUCAUCCAGUGGCUCAACGCCAUGGCGGAGAAGGGACUGCCGAAGAUCUUCUACCCAGAAACCACCGACAUAUACGACAGAAAGAACAUGCCGCGCUGCAUCUACUGCAUACAUGCACUCAGCCUCUACCUGUUCAAGUUGGGCCUGGCGCCUCAGAUCCAGGAUCUGUACGGGAAGGUAGAUUUCACCGAGGAGGAGAUCAACAACAUGAAGAGUGAGCUGGAGAAGUAUGGGAUCCAGAUGCCCGCCUUCAGCAAGAUUGGCGGCAUCCUGGCCAAUGAGCUCUCUGUGGACGAAGCUGCACUACACGCCGCUGUGAUCGCCAUCAACGAGGCCAUCGACCAGGGCGUACCGGAGGGCACGGUGGCCGCCAUGCAGAACCCCAACGCCAUGCUGGUCCAGCUGGUCCCCGGCGCCGCCCGCCAGUACCACGACACGCUGUACCAGGCCAAGGGACAGAAGGUGGCCAACUCACGCAAACGGCAAAUGGAGAACGCCGACGCAGAGCGAGACAUCUACGACGAGCUCCUCACGCAGGCCGAGAUCCAGGGCAACGUGAACAACGUCAACGUGAGCAACGCCCUGAGCGCGGCCGAGCAGGCGCUGCUGAGCGGAGACGAGGACAAGCUGUACGACGCCCUCAAGGCCGUGGGGGUCCAGAACCUGCAGGUCCAGAACAAAGGCUGGUACCUCAAGCAGCUGCAGGCCGACCGGGAGGCCAAAGACCAGGCGUCUCCAGGAGAAGCUCUGACCCGGGACGAGUUGCAGAGCGGCGUGGCCUUGGCCAAUGGGAUCGCAGAAGGCUACCUGAAGAUGCUGAGGGCGGUGGAACGCAUCAACGCCGCUGUGAGGGCGGGCGUGCCGGAGCAGACGGUGCAGGAGCUGAUGAACCCUGAGGCCCAGCUGCCGGAGGUCUACCCCGGCGCCGCGGACCUCUACCAGAGGGAGCUGCUCAGCCUGCAGCAGCAAAGCCCGGAGGGCUCGCUGUCCCACCCCGAGCUGCUGGUCGCCGUGGAGAUGCUGUCGUCGGUGGUGCUGAUGAACCAGGCGAUGGAGGUCGGGGACCGCGGCGCGCUCUGGAAGCAGCUGGCGAGCGCCGUCACCGGGCUCAGUAACGUGGAGGACGAGUACGCCCAGAGGUACAUGGACGAGCUGAUGCGUCUCAAGGCGGCCGCCAGAGAGGAGGGAGGCGACUUCCUCACCUGGAACGACAUCCAGGCCUGCGUCGACCAGGUCAACGCCAGCGUGCAGGAGGAGCACGAACGCAUCGCUGCCAUCGGACUGAUCAACGAGGCGCUGGACGAGGGGGAUCCCGCCAAGACCCUGUCCAUGCUGCAGAGUCCCUCGGCCAAGCUCACCGACGUGGACCCGUCCGUGGCUCAGCACUACCACGACAAGCUGCUGGAGGCCCGGCGAGAGAAAGCUCACGAGACCCAGGACCCCUCUGCUGUGCUGUGGUUGGAUGAGAUCCAGGACGCCGUUCUGAGGGCCAACCAGGACACCCAGGAGGCCUUACAGUUCUCGCAGUCCAUCCAGGCCGUCAACCAGGCGGUGGACAGCGGCGAGUCGGCUCAGACCUUGGCGGCGUUGAGGAACCCGGGGGCGGGACUCUACGGCGUGACCUCGGAGUGCGCCCAGACCUACCAGGACGACCUCUGGAGGGUCAAAGGCGACAAGAAGGCCGAAGGCGACAACGGCAGCGAGUGGGUGAAGCACUGGGUGAAGGGGGGACACAACUACUACUACAACCUGCAGAGCAAAGAGGGCACGUGGGUGGAGCCUGAGGACUUCCUGCAGAACAGCUCGCACCUCAACAAGGAGGACAUCCAGUCGGUGGUUUCCGGGGUAACCACGGCCUACAAUCGAGAGCAGCUGUGGCGGGCCAACGAGUCUCUCAUCGCCCGGCUGCAGGCCCGUUGCCGAGGCUACCUGGUGCGGAACGGCAUCAAGGAGCGGCUGAGCUUCCUGAAGUCCCAGGACCCCGCUGUCACGCGCAUACAGGCCCACUGGAAAGGCCACAAACAGAGGAAGAAGUUUAAGGACCGCAAACAGUAUCUGCAGGACCACAGCGCCGAGGCCGUCAAGAUCCAGUCCAUGGUCCGGAUGCACCAAGCUCGCAAGAAGUACAGGGAUCGUCUGAAGUACUUCCAGGAUCACAUCAACCAGGUGGUGAAGAUCCAGGCCUUCAUCAGAGCCAACAAGGCCCGAGACGACUACAAGACGCUGAUCAGCGCCGAGGACCCGCCCAUGGCGGUGGUGAGGAAGUUUGUGCACCUGCUGGACCACAGCGACCAGGACUUCCAGGAGGAGCUGGAGCUGAUGCGUCUCCGAGAGGAGGUGGUCACCAACAUCCGGUCCAACCAGCAGCUGGAGAACGACCUGAACCUGAUGGACAUCAAGAUCGGCCUGCUGGUGAAGAACAAGAUCACGCUGCAGGAGGUGGUGUCCCACAGCAAGAAGCUGACCAAGAAGAACAAGGGCCAGCUUUCCGACAUGAUGAUGAUGAACAAGCAGAGGGGGGGGCUGAAGGCCCUCAGCAAGGAGAAGAGGCUCAAGCUAGAGGCCUACCAGUACCUCUUUUACCUGCUGCAGACCAACCCCACCUACCUCGCCAAGCUGAUCUUCCAGAUGCCGCAGAACCGGUCCACCAAGUUCAUGGACUCUGUGAUCUUCACCCUCUACAACUACGCCUCCAACCAGAGGGAGGAGUAUCUGCUGACCAAGCUCUUCAAGACCGCCCUGCAGGAGGAGAUCAAGUCAAAGGUCGACCAGAUGAAGGAGAUCGUCACGGGCAACCCCACCAUCAUCAAGAUGGUGGUGAGCUUCCACCGGGGGGCGCGGGGGCAGAACGCGCUGCGGCAGAUCCUGGCGCCGGUCGUCAAGGAGAUCAUGGACGACAAAGCCCUGAACAUCAAGACCGACCCGGUGGACAUCUACAAGAGCUGGGUCAACCAGAUGGAGACGCAGACCGGGGAGGCCAGCAAGCUGCCCUACGACGUGACCCCGGAGCAGGCCAUGGCCCACGAGGAGGUGAGGACGAGGCUGGAGGCCUCCAUCAAGACCAUGAAGAGCAUCACCGACAAGUUCCUGUCCGCCAUCAUCGUCUCUGUGGAUAAAAUACCAUACGGGAUGCGCUUUGUCUCCAAAGUGCUGAAGGACACGCUGCAUGAGAAGUUCCCAGAUGCUACGGAGGACGAGCUGCUCAAGAUCGUGGGCAACCUGCUGUAUUACCGCUACAUGAACCCGGCCAUCGUGGCGCCCGACGCCUUCGACAUCAUCGAGGUGUCGGCGGGCGGCCAGCUGACCACGGAGCAGCGGCGGAACCUGGGCUCCAUCGCCAAGAUGCUGCAGCACGCCGCCUCCAACAAGAUGUUCCUGGGGGACAACGCCCACCUCAAUCCCAUCAACGAGUAUCUCAGCGCCUCCUACCAGAAGUUCAGGCGCUUCUUCCUGUCGGCGUGUGACGUUCCCUCGCUGGAGGACAAGUUCAACGUGGAUCAAUACUCCGACCUGGUCAACGUCACCAAGCCGGUCAUCUACAUCUCCAUCGGAGAGAUCAUCAACACCCACACGCUGCUGCUGGACCACCAGGACGCCAUCGCGCCGGAGCACAACGACCCAAUCCACGAGCUGCUGGAGGACCUGGGGGAGGUUCCCACUGUGGAGUCCCUCAUCGGUGAAAACCCUCUUCCUCCAGACGACCCCAACAAGGAGCAGAUGGGGAAGACCGAAGUUUCUCUCACGCUCACCAACAAGUUCGACGUCCCGGGCGAAGCCAACGUGGAGAUGGACGCCCGCACGCUCCUCCUCAACACCAAGAGGCUCAUCGUGGACGUGAUCCGCUUCCAGCCCGGAGAGACGCUGACUGAGAUCCUGGACUCAAACCCGGGAGCCGAACAGGAGGCGGAGUACCAGCGGGCCAUGCAGAGGCGGGCCGUCAGGGACGCCAAGACGCCGGAGAAGAUGAAGCAGGCCAAGCCGGUGGUGGACGACAGCCUGACGCUGCAGGGCAAGAAGGACAAGAUCAAGAGCAACCUGCAGCGGCUGGCCGAGCUGGGGAAGGUCCACCCCGAGAACCGCUACCAGGACCUCAUCAACGACAUCGCCAAGGACAUCAGAAACCAGCGGCGGUACCGUCAGCGGCGGAAAGCCGAGCUGGUGAGGCUUCAGCAGACCAACGUGGCGCUGAACUCCAAGACCAACUUCUUCAACGUCCAGAUCGACUCGUACAACCAGUACAUCAAGACGUGCAUGGACAACCUGGCCAGCAAGGGCAAGUUGUCAAAGAAACCGGGCGACCACAAAGCCAAGAAGAGCAAGCAGGUUUCUCAGAAGUACACCGCGUCCCGCCUCCACGAGAAGGGCGUGCUGAUCGCCAUCGAGGACCUGCAGCCCAACCAGUUCAAGAAUGCCAUAUUUGAGAUUUCUCCGUCAGAGACGGUCGGCGUGUUUGAGGUGAAGGCAAAGUUCAUGGGCGUGCACCUGGAGACGCUGCAGCUGGAAUACCAGGAUCUCCUCCAGCUGCAGUACGAAGGCGUAGCGGUGAUGAAGCUGUUCGACCGGGCCACCAUCAACGUCAACCUGCUCAUCUUCCUGCUCAACAAGAAGUUUUAUGGGAAAUAGAAAAGGGAAAGAGGCAAUUUAAAAAAGGGCUACAGACACUGAUCCAAAAACUACAAAACUCAAUUUGUGAGUUGCAGAAAGAAAAAAAAAAAAGCCCUCACCUGAACCCCCCCCCCCCUGCACUUCUCCCCCUGCUUCUACAGCUGUAUGUGCAUUAUUUUUUAAUAAUAAUAAUUAUUCUGUAGAUCACCAUUUACGUGCUUUAACGGCCUGAGUCGUCGUCAGUUUAAGAUUUGUACGUUUUAUUUUGCUUUCGACUGUCAUGACGUCUCUUGUGCUUGAGCCUGGAUUCAUUAUAAAAGAAAAAGUAUGUUUUAUGUCCAGCGAUCCAGCUUUGUGUCUUAUUUCAUCUGCUCCGGCACUCAAGGACACGUGUCUUGUAUCGUGUUGACAUUUCCACGCGAGCGAUAAUGGAACGCACACUAGUCAGUCUUAUGUUCCCAAAUGCCACGACGUGAAUUACCGUGUGCACGUUUAUAUAUUUUAUAACGUCGGCCCUCAGCUCUGGUUAGAUUUUGAGAUUUAUCCAGAACUUCUUUAUUCUUCGUUUGUGUUCAAAGAAAUAGAUUUUCCAUGUUGUGUGAGAUCCUUCGAAUGUCAGCGCUCAAAACCGGUGAUUUCUUAAUUUGUGUAAUUGGUAUUUUUUAACAUUUUAAUACGACUCUCAAAAAAAGGCUCACAUUGAGCUGUUAAACCCAACUAAAAGAAAAUACAUGAACACACACACAUAUCUCUAGAUCUGAAUGAAUUAGUUUCAUGCUUAGAUCACAUCUCCCGGUGAGUUGGGCUCUGGUUUUAGUUUGUUGUAACCUGGACCAAGCUGCCUAUCAGUCACUUUUCCUGGAAAUGAUACUACUCUAUUUUUUUUAAUUUUACCUUCCAGAUUCUGUUCAGUACACAAACUUUGUGUGAAAAAAUAAGUUUCCAGCUGAUAUAUCACAAGUAGUCUUGACAUUUUAUUUUGAAUAAAGUUUUAACGAAGAGGAUUCAUAAUA